UGACAUGUGACAAGUUGUAGCAAAGCAAAGCAAUACAAAAAAAUCUAGCAAAUAAAUAAAAACUUAAGUUAAUACAGUCCUAAUGUAUUAAAAUAUAGUAUUCUUUCAUGUUAUUCUGUACAAUGUGAUUGGAGACUAGUGAGGAAUUUUUACGAUUUGAAACAUAACCUUCUCCAUGUAAUUGAACCGAAAUUGCCGAAAUAUUUUGGCCCUUGUUUUAUUUCACUUCUUUAACUUAUUGUAGUAAAUAAAAUGACUGAAAAGCAAAUAGGAUUUUUAUACAAAGUAGCUGCUAGAUUAGCAACUGUACCAAAAGACGAAUCACAAGUAAAACACCUAAGAAGUUAUUACAUGAUGAGGUGUAUAGAAAUAACAAAGGGUUAUGGAUUACCACAGCAACAAUUUUCUGUCAAAAAUCGUUGUCCACAUUGUUGUUUAGAAUGGACAAGAAAUACUGGCACAAAAGUCAAAUCUUUACAACUAAGUAAGAGACAGAGAAAAAGAAUCAAGAGAAACAAAUUAAAAAAAGAUUUAUUGUACAGCAAUAAGCUUGAACAAACUUGUAACUUUUGUAAACACACCACUACUAGGACAGUUUUAAAACCUAAAUUGGAAAAUAAAGCACUCAUUAAAGUGGAAGCUGGACAUACAAAAAGCAAAAAAUCCAAAAAUGUAAUAGAAAAAAAAGAGGACCAAAAAUCAACUGAUAAAAAUCAAAUACUAAAUGCAUAUAUCACAUCAAAGGAUGUGUUUUCAUUGAGUAAUAAAAACAAUACACUAUCUAACACUAUAAAGGAAAAACCAAAACUAAUCAAGAACAACAAAAGGAAAAAGGAUAAAUUUGCCGGCUUAUGUAAACAAGCAGUGCUAGCUUCUGCUAAAUUUAAAGUGGAAAAAGAAAAGCCC
Messenger RNA from Papilio machaon (common yellow swallowtail), 906 nucleotides. RefSeq lists its product as uncharacterized. The annotation marks the transcript as partial. The transcript is spliced from 4 exons. The record is from RefSeq and is a predicted model, not a curated record. NCBI's taxonomy places the organism in Eukaryota, Metazoa, Arthropoda, Insecta, Lepidoptera, Papilionidae.